AUGAUGAACUACGGUGGUCACCCAUUCCACCCUCAACAGUCCCAGCAGCCCCAACAACAGCAACAUCAAGGUGUUCAACCCCAGCAUCCGUUGGGUCCACAGCCUCAACGUCAGCAUGCCCAGUCGCCUUUGCUAGGUGCAGGGCCGCCGCUGCCACAGCAUGGGAGUCCAUUCCCGGGUAACAAGGCCAUUUUUCGGGGGCAACCUCAGCAGAACUUCGCUGCGUCGCAAUCUCCCGAUAUGCGCAAGAUGACCCCGACAUCCGGAUCGUUAGGUGGGUACCCCACCAGCAGCAGUUUUGGCCAAUUUCCGGGGCAGUUUGCGGCUCAGAGCUCCCCGGAUCUGAUGUCUCGCGGCCCAGACCCUAUGGGGCUACAGAACCUGCAGCGUGGGUUUAACCCAAUGGCCCACCUCCGGCCGCAGCCGGGCACUGCCGGUCUCACUCAUGGACAUCCCAUGAAUGUUCCUUCGCCACAACAGGGGAUGAACAGACUACCCCACGCAGGCAUGCAACAGAGGGAUGGCCAUACCUCGGCCAGUCCGUCUAUGGCUACCCCGUCUAUGUUCGCGUUGAAUCAACAGCGACAGGCUCAGCCGCAGUCACAACCGCAGUCGCCCCAGCAGACACACCAGCAGUUGCAACAGCAGAUCCAACAGCAGCAGUUCCAGCAGCAACGACUUGAGCAGCAGCAAAGGAUGGAGCAGCAAAAACAAAUCCAGCAGCAGCGUUUAGAACAGCAGCAACGCUUAGAACAGCAGCAGCGGCUUGAGCAACAGAAGGAGUUGGAACAGCAAAAGUUAGAUGAGCAAAAGAUACUCGAGCAGCAACAGCAGCAGCAACGCCUAGAGCAGCAGAGGCUCGAGCAGCAGAAACAGCAUCAGCAGCGGGUGGAGCAGCAGCGGCUUGAGCACCAGCAGAAGCAGCAAUUGGAGCAGCAGAGGUUGCAGAAAUUGCAGCAUCAGACCCAGGCACACAACCCAUACCAACAACAGUCACCCUUUUCCCAACACACCCAGCCUCCGUUCCACCCAUCUCAAUAUCAACAACAUCAAGCUCAGUCGCAACAUCAGUACGCCGCACACCAGACGCAAUUCUCUCAGCCGCAGCAAACGCAAUUCCAGCAAUCUCCACACCAGGCUCAAUUCCAGCAUUACCAAGCACCGCAUUCAGGUGCCGUGCCUUCAUCGCAGCCUGCUGCACCGGUUGUCCCAACGGCCACGGAAAGCCCAGUGAUGAAGACCGACGAGUCAAGUCCUGCACCGAAGAAGAAAGCCAAACCUAAGAAAGCUGCUCCGGCUCAAACUCAGACUGUUCAGGCCCAGCCCCAUGCUCAACCUCAAUUAAAUGCCCCCAUGGCCAUUCCUAGCGCUCUCCCCACACAGGUCAACGGACAAGGGCAGAUCCCCGCCGUGACCGCAGUUGGGGGUGACCAGAUUGCCACUCCGCCUGCGAAGCGUCGUCGGGGAAGACCUAGGAAGGAGGAAGUUGCAGCCAGGCUUGCUGCGCAGGCAGCACAGGCUGCCCAAAACGGCGAGUCUAUUCCAGGAGUACCUCAACCAGGACAGGCUUCAUUCACUGCGAAUAUGACGCCGACUGCGCCAGGCUCCGCCGCAAACAUGACAACGAAGGGGACGCCUAUUCUGGGGCCGGACGGGACACCUUUGAAGCGAAAACGUGGACGUCCUCGUAAGGCUGAUCAAAUUGCGUGGGCAGCUGCAACGGGUCAACCUUUGCCACCGCCUAAACCAAGGAAGCCAGCUUCGGCCAAACCAAAGGCACCUGGCACAGGUCGACCACGUGGGAGACCUCGCAAGGCUGAUGUGGCUGCUGCAGCUGCCGCUGCGGCCGCGGCCGCCGCCAGUGGAGAUCAGUUGCAAGCAGAGGUCAACCCCCAAUCAGGCGAGGGCACAGAUACAGCGACAGCAAUGAACCGCGCAACCUCUUCGAUUGAUGAAGACGCGCACAAACGGCCUGGCCCGACACCACCGCAGAUGCUUCAAGGCCAGUCUCUGCCGCAACAGCAGAACCUCCACAUGUUCCAACAGAAUCAGGCUUCACAGGCGCAGGCAAAUCAACAUAUUGGGCAGCCACAAGUCCAGCACAUGCACCAGCAACAGAACCAACACAUGUCCUCACAACCUGGUUCUCACUUGCCGCAUACCCAAUCCCUAGCCCAGCAGCCUGGCCAGCCGCUCUCUAUGCCACACAUGCAAAUGCACCACCAUUCUCCUAUCCACCCCCCGCGGCCCCUCCCUCAUCAGCCAUAUCUUCAAUCUCCGAUGCAACAACAGAUGCAGCACCCAAUGUCGUCAGAGUCCCCUGUUCACGGGAUGCCAGGACAAGCACGGAGGCCUCCGAUCCCACAACGGAGCCAGGCCCCUCCCCCACCUGCACCACAACAUGAACAUCAGCAUACCUUCCAGGUCCAGAUGCAGCCGCAACCAACUUAG
Molecule: messenger RNA, 2451 nt
Organism: Penicillium expansum
Lineage: Eukaryota; Fungi; Ascomycota; Eurotiomycetes; Eurotiales; Aspergillaceae
Exons: 1
Coding region: 1-2451 (816 amino acids)
Molecular function (GO): DNA binding
Source: RefSeq, a predicted model, not a curated record